AUGUCGCAGCACCCGUACCAGCAGGCCCACGGGCCCACCUACCCGGCCCAGGCGGGCGCGUUCGCCUCGACCUCGUCCGCCGUCGGCUCGACCCGCUCUGGCCGCCAGGUCAAGCCCGUAAAGCCCUACACGGCUCCUGCGCAACCCAUACGCGCUCGCUCGGGCCUCAACCCGCUCAGCAAGGCCCAUGCCCAUGCCGCCAUCGCCGCCGCCAACACGCCCCUCGGCCCUCCUCCGCCUCCUCAGCGGCAUCCCCUCAGCCUCGCACCCGGCGCCGUCCCGCCCUUGACCCGCAUCACCGGCCACGGCAACGAGCGCAAGCAGGCCAUGUUCACCACUUUCCCCGCCCGCAUGCGCCUCGGCACCUCGACCCUCGUCCAGCCCAACGUGCCCGGGCCCUCGUCGUCCAACGCCGCCGCCAAGGAGCCCACCUCGAGUGCCGGCACGGGCGCCAACACGCCCAUCCUCGCCCCGGGCACGCGCCGCAUCCGCAGCACGGUCAACUACGCCGACCUCGAGAACCUCGACGACGACCUCGACCUCGAUUCGGACGCGCCCGGUGCGGCCGACGCCCGCAAGCGCGGCGCGAGCGGGACGCCGGCGGGCUCGCGCAAGCGUGGCGCGCUCGCCGAGCAGCAGGCGGGUGGUGGGACGCCCGGGCCCGGGCAGCAGCAGACGGCCAAGGUCGACGGCAAGCCCGAGGUGUGGGGCGACGGCAAGAGCUACCUCGGCGUGCUCCCGCCGGGCAACCUCGUCCAGGUCCAGCCGACAAAGGGCACCAAGCACACGGCAUGUACCGAGGACCAGCUCGACGAGGCGGCAGAAACACCUGGGGUCUUUAUCCCUGUCCAGAUCGACCUCGACGUCGACACGUUCAAGAUCCGAGAUUGCUUCGUCUGGAACGUGCACGAGAAGCUCAUCACGCCUCAAGCGUUCGCCCGCAUCUUCUGCGACGACCUCGACAUCGACCACUCGCACUUGCAAGAAGUGUCCCGACAGAUCCAGGCGCAGAUCGACGAGCAGACGCUCGUCGCCCAGUUCCCGUUGCGCUCGCCCGAGGAGGAGGAGGAGCACGUCGAGCGGGAUCAACGCGUGGUGCUCAACCUCGACAUCCAGCUCGGCACCCUGCACCUCACCGACCGCGUCGAGUGGGACCUCUCGUCGCCCCUCACGCCCGAGCUCUUUGCCGCCACCCUCGUGCGCGACCUGUCGCUGUCGCCGUCGGCCGCACCCGUCAUCGCCCACGCCCUGCACGAGGAGCUGCACCGCUCGAAGCGCGCCUGCCUCGAGCUCGGCCUGUUCCACGCCGACGAGGCGACCCGGCUUCGACGAGGCGCCAAGCCGCUCGAGGGCGUCUGGCGCGAGUGGAACGAGGCGCAGAGCUUCGGGCCGAGGGUCGAGCGGCUCAGUCUGGACCAGCUCGACAAGCUCGAGGCUGAGCGGGAGCGCGUCAACCGGAUCGCCAAGCAGAGCCAGAUCUCGGGCGCGUCGCGCAAGGCAGGGCGGCCAAAGCGGUGAUGGGUACAGCUGUAGCAGCCUGCCAUGCCACCCUGGUUCGGCACGUCGUCGUCGUG
Messenger RNA from Rhodotorula graminis WP1, 1574 nucleotides. RefSeq lists its product as uncharacterized. Gene Ontology annotation, molecular function: transcription coregulator activity. The transcript is spliced from 5 exons. NCBI's taxonomy places the organism in Eukaryota, Fungi, Basidiomycota, Microbotryomycetes, Sporidiobolales, Sporidiobolaceae. Gene Ontology annotation, cellular component: nucleus; nuclear chromosome. Bases 1 to 1518 code for a protein of 505 amino acids. Gene Ontology annotation, biological process: regulation of transcription by RNA polymerase II; chromatin remodeling. The record is from RefSeq and is a predicted model, not a curated record.